AUGCAUAUCACAUCAGGGCUUUCGCCGGCCUCUGGAGAGAUGCUGGACCUCUACAGCGAUCAUGCGGUUCCAGAAUCAUCGCAUACAGUGGAAAUCGAAUAUGUGUACGAGCAGCCAGAUAUGUACGCGUCAGAUCUGCCGAGGAAGAGACCGAAGCGGAUCAAAGAAGAGCCGGAGACAGAUUUAACGAAUUUGAACUGGUUGCAGAAUAUAACGAAUAUAAUGUCCAUUCCACAAUGUCCGAUAUCACCGGUGACCGCUCCGAAAUCGCAGAGCACGCGGCUGGAGAAGUUCAAUCAGACGAUAACGAAAUGCCAAGACGAUUUUAUGGCGAAUAGAGAUGAUUACAAGAAUAACAGUGAGAAGAAACCGCCGUACUCCUACAGCACAUUGAUAUGUAUGGCGAUGCGAUAUAACAAUGAUAAAAUGACUUUGUCGGCGAUUUAUUCAUGGAUUCGUGAUAACUUCAAGUAUUAUAGGAACGCCGAUCCUACUUGGCAGAACUCUAUCCGCCACAAUCUAUCCCUAAACAAAGUGUUUGUGAAGGAAGCAAGGUCCAAACAAGAGCCUGGAAAGGGUGGAUUUUGGAAACUCGACCUCGCACAUCUAGAAGGUACCAAGCGUAUCUCCAACCGACCUCACAAGAAGAAAAAACUUGAGAAAGACUCAAAAAAUGAAGAAAAAGUAGCUGUGGCAAAUAUACCUCAAAUGGAAAGUCAGUUACUUGACAUUCACGAUAUUGACCAAGCGGUGACUUUGCACCUGCCAGACUUGAGUUUGCCAAUUUCCAUGGAUCUGGAGACGAAUAUUGGAGCAAAUGUCAUAGUGGAACCGGCGAUACCACCUCCUUUGAUCCCUGAUGAUGACCUGUCAUCGUUACUCCUGAACCCUACCGAUUGGGGCGACUUGCAACUGGAUAUGUUUGAUAAUUAUUUGGAUCCAUGUUUCAAGUAA
Messenger RNA from Pieris macdunnoughi, 954 nucleotides. The record is from the annotation of a GenBank genome assembly. Lineage: Eukaryota; Metazoa; Arthropoda; Insecta; Lepidoptera; Pieridae.